UAAAUAUUUCAGCCCAUUAUAUGCCAUAGAAAAAGAAGCCCAAAUAAUUCUUCUGUGAGACGGCGUCGUUUCGCCCGUUUCCACUAGCACUUACACACUGUUUCAGGAGCAUGAUAUGAUUACGAGCUCAACGCCAUGGCGGCGCCGCCACUCCUCCACCGACAUUUCUCCUCUUCUCGCUCCACUCCCUUCCCGUGCAGGCGGCCCCAUGCUCUUGAACCAAAUUUCUUAAUCUCACCAAAACCUAGCAAAACAUCCAUAUCCGUUUCCUUCCCCCCUCACUCAAUCUCUCUCCAAAACGAGCGCAGAAAGCCCAGGGGCUUUGCCUCCGCCUCACAGGAAAACGAUUCCGAUCUAGAAACCAACGAAAAUCGCGUCGGAGAAGCGCGGAAAGCCAUUAUUGAGUAUCUGGAAAAAUUCGGAGCUUCGCGAGAAGACGCGUUAUGCAUUUCCUCAAAUUGCCCUAAUUAUUUGAACACGCUGAUUGACGGCGUAGAUGACCUCGACGAUUGGAAUUCGUUGGCCGCCACCGCCGCCAGUCCGGGGACAAAGAGCGACGGAGGCGCUGUGGAAUUCAGGAAGAAAGUAUCUCAAAUGGCGGAGCAGAAAGGGGAUAAGGGCGUUCUCCCCUUCUUGGAUAGCAUUGGCCUUUCUCUCUCCUCGGCUUCUCGCUUAGCGCGAUAUCUCUCUUCUUCCAAGUCCAAUGCGCUUCCUCGCCUCAUUCACAAGGUUAAGUAUAUGAAGGAAAUAUUAUUUUCUGGCAGUGAUGAUGGUGAGCUCAUUGGGAAAAAUGCGCGGCGAAUGAUGGCGCAUCUCUCUAUUUCUGUUGAUGAGGAUUUGCAGCAAACUUUAGCAUUUUUUGAAAAGAUUCAAGCGAGGCGUGGGGGUUUGAAUCUUUUGGGUUCGGAGAGUACUUCUUUCCGGUAUCUCAUUGAAUCUUUUCCCCGCCUUCUCGUCCUGCCUCUAGAAUCUUGUGUGAAGCCAAUCGUGUUGUUUUUUGAAGUGAUUGAGGUUCCUAAAGGAUGCAUAAGAAACAUACUAUUGUUGUUCCCGCCUGUUCUGACCUAUGACAUUGACAAAGACAUCAAGCCAAGAUUGAGGUCCUUUGAGAAGAUUGGUGUGAAGGGUAAUGAUCUUGGGAAGAUGCUUGUUAAGUACCCGUGGAUUCUUUCUGCUAGCAUCCUAGAGAACUUCGAGAAAAUCCUUGAUUUCUUUGAUGAAGAGAAGGUUCCAAGAAUGUGUUCCUCUCGAGCAAUCAAAAAGUGGCCACAUAUUUUGGGCUGUUCAGUUAAUAAGCUGAAGUUGAUAGUGGAAGAAUUUAAUGAAAUAGACAUUAAAAGUAAGAAGUUAGGUCAUGUCAUUGCUACAAGUCCUCAGCUAUUACUUCGCAAGCCUCAGGAUUUUCUUCAGGUGGUAUCCUUCUUCAAAGAUUUGGGAAUGGACGAGGAUGCUAUUGCUAGGAUGCUUAGUCGUUGCCCUGAAAUUUUUGCUGCAAGUAUAGACAAAACGCUGGAGAAGAAGUUGCAGUUUCUCUCUAUCAUUGGGAUUUCCAAAGCUCACAUCCCACGAGUUAUCAGAAAAUACCCAGAACUCUUUGUUUGUGAUGUCGACAGAGCUUUACUCCCUAGGAUGAGGUACCUAAUGGAGAUCGGAUUAUCAAAGAAGGAUAUCAGCUUCAUGGUACGUAGAUUCUCUCCUUUACUCGGCUACGGCAUUGAUGAAGUCUUGAGACCUAAAUUCGAGUUCCUAGUGAAUGCCAUGGAAAGGCCCGUUAGCGACGUGGUUGAUUACCCGAGAUACUUCAGCUACUCAUUGGAGAAGAAGAUAAAGCCGAGGUAUUGGGUUCUGAAAAGUAGGAAUAUUGAUAUUUCAUUGAAAGAGAUGUUGGGCAAAAAUGAUUGGGAAUUUGCAGUUGAAUAUAUAGGUGAAGGAGAGGUGCUUGUUCCUCCCGCUUGAAAACUUUGUAGAGUUGAAGUUUUUUUGUAGUUUACUAAAUGAUCACUUAGUCUA
Salvia miltiorrhiza (redroot sage) is the source of this 2010-nucleotide messenger RNA. Its product is annotated as transcription termination factor MTERF6, chloroplastic/mitochondrial. The transcript has 7 exons. Lineage: Eukaryota; Viridiplantae; Streptophyta; Magnoliopsida; Lamiales; Lamiaceae. Bases 136 to 1956 code for a protein of 606 amino acids. Gene Ontology annotation, biological process: regulation of DNA-templated transcription. Gene Ontology annotation, molecular function: double-stranded DNA binding. The record is from RefSeq and is a predicted model, not a curated record.